UGAAAAAACUACGGAGUACUCCGUAAUUUUAUUUUCUCUUAAUCUGAGCGGACUCAGCUCAUGAUCUAGCUAUGGGAUUAGUUAAGACAUGCUACCUCAACUUAAAAAUUUAAUUUGGUGCUAAACAUCAGCUUCUUUUGGCACAUUAUUUUCCAUUGGCGCGCUUUAUGCAUAAUAGUGUAUGCCGUUGCUUGCCAGUUGCCACCACCGCUCUCCGAGUGGUUACACUGCUACUUCUGAGUUCUGAGGCUUGUCGCGCCAACAGUGUGGUAUUUAAACCUAGAUUAGAUAAACACUCAUAAUCUUACCACAGAAUUCAGAUACACAUACACUUCGUUCCAGAAAUGGCGUUGUUGUUCUUCGCUCUCGAUUUACGAACUCUCUCUCCUCCAUUACUAGCGCAAGUCAAGCAGUGCUUGUUAGAACUGGCGAAUUCGUAUGCUUUAUCUGCUUCGACAUCGAAUUUGAAGCGCCGUAAUUUUGAUUCAUCGCUUGAAGAUCGCAUUGGCCUGUGCUACUUGCAACGUUCUGCUGCUUCUUUCUCUAACGAGCUUAAGAUUGUGUACUCUCCCAGGGGAAGAAGCUUUAAUCUUCGUGAUUUCCAUUACGCUGUCAACCACUUGCCCUCUGAUUCUUAUUCACCACCCUGCUUCGAAGAUUCUGGAUCAUUCCUUUUAAAUAUGGAUAUUUCUUGCAUCCUCAGUGAUGAAGUGUUGAACUCUGCUGAUGAAAAAGAAACGGAGAAGAAAAUAAUACUUAUCAGCUCAUGUCUAGUCGGAAAUCUGGAUUCAAGCGCUAAAAAGACUCUCCUGGAUGCUGCAGACAGAUGCAUAUCCGUGGAAUUUGUCUUCCUUGAGCAAAAGUCAAGCCAACUCAGUGACAUCUCAGAGAAUAUAAACAAAUUUAGAGGACAAAUAUGUGAUCUUGAAAACUGCUCGUUUAAUGCAUAUCUUUCAAAUGAACAAGUACUUAAUGGCCUGGCAAAAAGAUGGCUUAGAGAGUUGAAAGAGAUCACAGAAGAAUUGUUGCAGGCUCAUUUUCUUUUUCAGAGGAGCAUCGCUGGUUCUGUUAACCGAAUUAGUUGUAGAUUGUGCAAUUCAAUAAAUCAGAUAAUGGAUGGGUUCAGUCCUUGUGAGACACAUAGGUGUCAUGAAAUUCGAAGGACUAGAGAUGGCCACGUGUUCAAGGAAAGUCAUCUCAUGGAUAAUGUCAAAACACAUGAUGUCGAUCCUGAUAAUGGUGACAAUAACUCCAUGACUGUUGGCGAAAAUGGCUUACUGGCUGAAGCGUCUUGGCGGUGCUGGAAGAACCUCUGUCAAGUUCCAUCUGUUGUUGACUUCAAUGUAAUUGAGAGGACAAGUUUGGCUUCCCUGAGUGAAGGUGUGGUAGUUGGAAGACCUUACUUUGUCAUUCCAUCAGCUGUUCAGGAAACAGAUACUGCUCCUGAAGACAGCGAUUUGUGCCAAUUGAAUAUUAGGCUUUUCCAGGGGCUUUGUCGUGCACUGCACUCAAUGAAUCAAGGUCUGGUAUGCUGGUCUUUCUGCAACUUAGAGAUAAUGAGAGAAACUGCAUGUAUGUACUAUUACAUUCUUCAACCAUCUGACAGUGGACUGAUGCUGCUCAGGAGGCUUGCAGGAGCUGAGGAAAUUUUACCCCUUCCUGAUGUUGUGAAUAUUGAUGAUUCUUCAACUACUGAAGGGACAGAUUGUUGCAUUCAACAAUGUCUAGUGGAGGUGGAACUUAGAGACUACAAUCCGGUGCAGCAUGGUGGGGGUUUGCAUCAAAAACUCAACCAACUUGUUGAAGAGAGUCUACGACCUGGGUCAGUAGCCCCAGAAAUGUCAACGAGACCCUUAAAUCCAACCUGCCUUGAUGAUGUAGCAGUCUCAGUGCAACCAAGUCCCGUGAGAAACGUCACAGCUCCUCCAGGGAAAAUGGUUCUAGUUCCAUCAGGAAGAGACGUUGCAACUGUGACAGAGAGAAGUUUUGCAUCAUGUGAGGCUGAUGAACAUGACAAGGGUAUCUCUAGUCUUACUCAGGAAUGGGAGCAGCUAAUUGUUGGUGGUAUUCCUAGCAUGGACUCGGAGCCUAAUUUGAAGAAGGCAAGAAUAUCUCCUCCCCCAGCAAGUCAUAGACCACUGGACACAAGGACUUCAACUAUAUUAGAGAGGCUGGGUAAUCCUAAACAGAUAAAGGCCAAGGCUAAUACACAUAAGAUACUCAGCGGAUUGGCGUCAACUGGAAAUGAAACAAUAGAGAACCAUCUUAUUAUAGACAUUGAUGCCACAGAUCGAGGUUUGACUGCCCCAAACAACCUGAUGAAGCCCACUUUUCAAAGACUGAAAAGGAAACUAAGAACUCAAUCCAGUCAGGUUGUUGGAUGUGUAUUUAUAGAAUUUGAUAAAUCUUUGUACCAGUUCGUGAACCUAGUUGUGGACUUAUGGUUGCAUUUUCCUUUUUGCAGGUCAGUAGCCCCAGAAAUGUCAACGAGACCCUUAAAUCCAACCUGCCUUGAUGAUGUAGCAGUCUCAGUGCAACCAAGUCCCGUGAGAAACGUCACAGCUCCUCCAGGGAAAAUGGUUCUAGUUCCAUCAGGAAGAGACGUUGCAACUGUGACAGAGAGAAGUUUUGCAUCAUGUGAGGCUGAUGAACAUGACAAGGGUAUCUCUAGUCUUACUCAGGAAUGGGAGCAGCUAAUUGUUGGUGGUAUUCCUAGCAUGGACUCGGAGCCUAAUUUGAAGAAGGCAAGAAUAUCUCCUCCCCCAGCAAGUCAUAGACCACUGGACACAAGGACUUCAACUAUAUUAGAGAGGCUGGGUAAUCCUAAACAGAUAAAGGCCAAGGCUAAUACACAUAAGAUACUCAGCGGAUUGGCGUCAACUGGAAAUGAAACAAUAGAGAACCAUCUUAUUAUAGACAUUGAUGCCACAGAUCGAGGUUUGACUGCCCCAAACAACCUGAUGAAGCCCACUUUUCAAAGACUGAAAAGGAAACUAAGGUGAGAGUAACCCUAAUUUGGUGGAAUACUGCCGCAGGAUAAACUAUGCAUUAUAUGAUUUCUUGUCUGUUGUACGUAUGGUACUUACCUUUAUUCAUUAAGAGCUGAAUAUGAAACAUAAUCAUUAUGUAUCAAACAUAAAAUAGUUUUCAUACAAUUCGCAAGCCAUAUACACUACUCUGUAAUA
Molecule: messenger RNA, 3185 nt
Organism: Spinacia oleracea (spinach)
Lineage: Eukaryota; Viridiplantae; Streptophyta; Magnoliopsida; Caryophyllales; Amaranthaceae
Exons: 14
Coding region: 345-3002 (885 amino acids)
Source: RefSeq, a predicted model, not a curated record